Molecule: messenger RNA, 3143 nt
Organism: Lutzomyia longipalpis
Lineage: Eukaryota; Metazoa; Arthropoda; Insecta; Diptera; Psychodidae
Exons: 4
Coding region: 100-3048 (982 amino acids)
Source: RefSeq, a predicted model, not a curated record
AAUAUUUGGAAAAAAAUAACGGUAGUGAUCAAUUUCUCAACUCACGUGGAAACUGUGAUUAGUGCAUGAGGAUUUCAUCAUCCUAGGAUAGAAGAAGUUAUGGAAAACGAGGAAAGAGACAAUGAAAGUGCUUCAAGUGAAUCAAAGAAUGUGCGUGAUGUGCAGGAGGCUGUGGAUUCCCAAACGGAAGACUUGAAAAGUCUGGAAGUGCCUACUGAGGGAAUCACAUUGUCUGAGCAGAAAGCCAACACUGAUCUUCCGGAAGUCACUGAAAGUGAUCUCAAGGAAACAAAAGAAGAAAUUCCCAACAAAGCUGAAGAGCCAGAAAUAGUUCAAAACUCAAUGGAAGUUCCUGUUCCUGCAGAAGAAGAAGAAAAAACGGUUAUUCCUCCUGACCAGGCGGAGAAAUCACAGAAACGUGAACAAGAUGAGUCAAAGAAUAUCCCAGAAAAGGAACAGCCUUCAUUAAAACCGUCAAAAGAGAGAAAAUCAAGAAAAUCCAAGGUUAAUCAUGGAACAAGUUCGUCAGAAUAUAUUCCAGGACAUUUCUUUAAAUUGGAACUCAUAAGGAUUGUUAAGAACUAUCCCUGCAUCUAUAACAAGAAUCAUGAUCAUUUUAAAGAUCUUCAAGCCAAAAAGGCUGCAUGGAGGAAGAUAUCCAACAAAUUGUCGAUUAAGAUGAAAAUUUGUAUUGUGACGUUUAGGGAUCUCCUUGAGAGAUUCUCUGCAAUUUAUGAGUCUUCAGAAGCUUCACAAUCAUCAAAGGACGUUUCCCAGGGAGGUGAUUUUCCCUACUACAAGGAGAUGCUCUACAUCAUGGAGGAAACAGUGCAAGAGGAGGUGGAUGUGAAUGAGAAGAGAGUCGGGAAGAAGAGAAAAAAGGAGAAGAAGAAGAAAUCGGGGGAAGAGAAGAAAGAUCGACGCAUUGAAGGAGCAACAUCUUCAUGUCCUGACAAAGAAUUGGCAGGAAGCUCAAAGGAACAACCCCAAGAGAGAGGCACAGAAGCUCCUCCAGCUGCUGCAGAAGGUGACGAUGAUGACGUAAUUUUAAUUGAUCCCGUCGUUGAUUCAAUUGUAAUCAGCUCAGAUGAGGAGUCAGGAAAUUUGCCAAUGAAUGAAAACAAGAAGGAAAAUCCUACUGUUCCUCCGCAGAAAACACCAAUCUUUGAUAUCAACGUCCCAUUAAUCAGAGCUGUGAAGGACAAUCCCUGUCUGUAUAAUCCACAGAACGGAAAUUACCUCAAUCGUACCAUUAGGACGCACACCUGGUAUAAGAUUGCAAGGCAAUUGGGAGCAAUACCUAAUGAUUGUCAGGAGAGAUUCUUGUGGCUUUACAAAAAUUUCCUUGAUUACUUCGUCAUGGAAAAUAUUCACUCCCAAAUACCAAUUGAUCCAGCUCGGAAGUUCCCAUACUAUGAGGAAAUGCUCUUUGUUACUGCUUCACUGGAUGUUCCGCCAUCUCUGGGAAGUCCCGGAUACUUGUGCACACAGCAGGAGGAAUUCAUACUCAGAGAGAGUAUAUGGAGGAGUAUUAAAGUAUUUACAGACAAUAGCGUCCCAUUGAGAUCGGAAGUGAAUGCAUUUCAGGCACGACAGAACCAACAAAGGUGGAGAUUACCUAAUAAGAAGAAUCAAAGGGUUCGUCAUCCAUCUGCUGCGGAAGUUCCAGCAAAGAGAUUCAAGAAGAAUCCUGUUUUGCAGCAACCGCGUCUUGUGACACAGAAUUCACAGGCGAAGGUGCAAGAAGGCGAAACAGAGAAAAUGGAUGUUGAUGAACCUGAAAAUGGGACUUCUGUGUCGGAGAAUUCUGCACAGGUUGGAAUUCCGAACGUUAAUGAGGGAGGAGAAGAAGGAGGAGGAAAUGCAAAGGAACCCCCAAUGGAGACAAAAGACGAUCCUGAUGAGAUUUCUUUGGAAAAUACAGCACAAGGUGAGAAUCCAAAUGAUGGUGAUAGCCCACAGGACAAGGAUCAAGCCACUGAGGAAGGUAAUCAAACGAAGGAAGAACCAAAGAAUCCAAUAGAUGGAGCAAAAGACAGUGAGAAUGAAGCUUCAGAUGGAUCAAAGGAAGUUCAAUCAUUGGACGAAAACUCAAAAGAGGAAGAUAAAGCAGAAGAUCCUGCAAAUGUGGACGCAAAUGAUCAAAAGACAAAUCAUCCAGAUGACCAAAGGGAACCUUCUGACAAUUUCAACGUUCAGCUAAUAAGAGCUGUGAAGAGUAAUCCCUGCCUCUAUGACAUUCAAAAUUCAUUUUACCUCAAUCCCUUCUUUGCUGAUCGAAUUUGGGAUGAAAUUGCGCAAGAAUUGAGAACAACACGACAUGACUGCAAAAAGGCUUAUUCGCGGCUCUUUGGGAAAUUCAAGGAUAAUUUCCUCGAGACGUUGCAAGGAAAGCAGUCAGAACAGUUUGUCUAUUACAAUGAAAUGAUCUUCCUUGUGCCAUAUAUCAUUCAGAAUUAUUCGAGGGUGGGUCAGCAGCAGGAGGGAGGAUGUCUGGGGAAUGAUGAUGUACGUUUUUGUGGGCAAAGUUCAGCGGGGAAUAAUGCGCCCAGAUGGAAACCUAUUUGGCCAGGAAAUACUACUUUUGCCUCAAUUCGAUCUUUGGCACAAAAUUCGCAAACUUCCCAAAAUGAGACAACGACGAAUACUGCAGGAACUGCAGAAAUGGGGGCUGAAGGGAAGAGAGAUGAAGAGAAAAUGAGUUCUUCAACAGCAACAUCCACAUCACAGCCAAAUGAGUCAGAUCAAUCAAUUCAGGACGCAGAAUCCUCUCCUAAUGAUACAGAAGAAGCGACGAAACAGGGAGAAAUGAAUGAGAACCAAGAAUCCAGAGAAUCUCAAGGGAAGGAGAAUGUUGAGGAAGCACAAGGAAAUGCAGAGAAUUCCCCAGAGCGCAUCCUGCAGGAUCAUGCGAGCAUAGAAUUAUUCUUCAAAAGCAUCAUGCAACAGGUUAAGCGAUCUAAUCUAACGGAACAGGAUUUUAUUGAUCUACAAUUGGCUGUUAUUAAUGCCCUGGCCACAACACUCAAUAAGUCAUCGAAGAAUUAAUGAAAAUUAUUCCUUUUUGAAUUUCUUUAUUUUCUUCAAUGUUUAAUGUCAAAGAAAUGAAAUUAACUGAAACAAUAAAAAGAAUUAUUUGGAAA